This is a messenger RNA of Cladocopium goreaui, 1835 nucleotides long. The record is from the annotation of a GenBank genome assembly. Lineage: Eukaryota; Dinophyceae; Suessiales; Symbiodiniaceae.
CACAGCACGACCUCAGACCCAGGCAGCCGCUCCACUUGCCCUCAUGGCGGCUGGAAACUAUGGGUGACCAAACUCGGUUCUUGCCAAACCUGGAGGGCGUCUUCAUUUCCAUCAGCUCCGAGGAUGAACAUGAGGAACAAAGCUGUGAUGGAGAGAAGCUGAUCAGUGAGACCAAUGCCCACUUUCCUGGUUCUCCUGUGCAGGCUCAACCGCAGGUUAAUGGCCGAAAGCAUCCGCGAGAAGAGUCAGAUGAUGAAAGCUGUGAGUUUGAGUUUGAAGGAUUUGACAGUGACGAGGACUUCAUCCCGAAGAGUGCCAAGUUGUCACGACCUCGUUUGCUGCCAGCCUCGGAUUGCUCACCACAAGCGGAGGGCUCCAAAUCCAAAACUCUACCAGCGGAGCUGCAAGCGUUGCUUCCAGCGGAGCAACUCAGCGCUCCAAGGGAGCUCAAUGCUGCCCAUGUCUUGACUGACGAGCAGACCCGUGCGGUGAAGUAUGUUGCAAGCACUGCCAGAGCAAAGAGUGAAGCAGCCAAGGAGGGCCUACAGAGGCGCCUGGCAAAGUGGGGCUAUGACAAGGAUACUCUGGAAAAGGUCUUGACCUACAUUCGAGAUGAGGCACCUAUCGUCAUACAUACCGACUUGAGCAAGCGACUCAAUGCUUUCAACAAGGACACUCACUAUCGGAAUCAAUUUGAAACAGGAACGACCAGCGGAUCCAGUGAUAUGUCCAAGAGAAAGGCCUGGGAAAGCCGACUUUUCCCCGAUAUCUACGAUACAGUGGAAGCCACCCACCGCGUCAAAUAUGGUGUCCUCAACGCUGUCAAUGAUCCGCGGGGCAUCAUGUCAGUUGCAAAGCAGUACGGGCAGGACUAUUUGGUUCUGCGGGGAGUCCGUCUUCGCACCACUUUUUCCGACCGAGAUUCCUGCACCCAGGGCCAGCAGGCGUCUUGCGAAUGGUAUGCGCAUGUGCUUGAGAAGUAUACUGACACUGAGUUGCAAGCAGUGACAGAGGUUGCGCUUGGUGAUAGACUCUUCGUGGAUUCCAGUGUUUUGGACACUGCCGCAGGCGGCUACAAGGAGGUGCAGAUCCAUGGAGAAGUUGAAUUCAAGAAACACUUGGAAGCGGUCGUGGUCCAUCAUUCCCGGAAGAAGAGUAAGGUCUUGUACUCGGGGAUUGUGGAAUGGUGCAACUCCAUCGGUGUUCCGCUUCUGUGCAUGCCAGAGUUUUGUGAUGGCACUGCUUUGAUCUGUGGUCAAAGCAAUCCAGGAACUCAACUGACGGCUGAAACCCCGCUGUGGAGAUGGCGCCCCGAGAAGUCAACAGGACCAUGGGUGCGCUUUGAUGCUGUUGGGUCUUCUGUGCUAGAGGCACGCCGAAGACGAGAGACCGUGGAAUUCCCCUGCAUGCCGGUUGGGCAGAUCAGCAAUCUGAAUAUGGCAGCCUUGACCGCUUCCCUACUCAUAGGCAACAUCUCUGUUGAGUUGGCUUUGCAAAGGAGGACGGCAGGUGAUGGCGCCAGAGAGCAAGAAGCUGGAGCUGCCGGAGCCGCUGGAUGUGCCAUUUGGGAGUGGUGUGCCUCAGCCAGUGGGCAUGGUGCGUGGUGCAGAUACGCAGACACCGUGUCCACUGCGCUGGAGAAGGCCUGGAAGAGCAAGACCUCCCACACGUGGUUCAGAGUCGAGGAAUCAACAUACCAGUUGGACUUCGAGCUGAUGGUGCAGGUAAACUGCGAGACCAAGUAUCGCAGACUGGUUCGCCGGCGAAACAAUGGAAGCUGAGCAACGCACCAUCCACAUCCAUCCACACCAUCCAGAUCAUCCAGUUGAGCAAAA